GGGAGGCGAAAAGGAAAAAAAAAAAAAAAAACCUCGCUGACAGUGAAAUUAGUCCACAUCUUUCCUCCCUCUCUCCCCCCUCCUCCUCUUCCCCUCUCGGUGCUCGGAUGGAGGAGACGCUCCGCACAAUUGAUGCCAGAUACUGAACGCUGCGAUCUGCGUGGAGGAGAAGUUUGACUGCGCAUCGUCUUGUGUGGAAUGGGCGAUGGAAUGUGCUACAGCCUUGCAAUGAAACGUCUGUGGGUCUGUGUCUUGCUUGUGAGCAUCACCUGCCGUCUGAGCCUCUCCCAGGAUGUGACUGGAACGCCCAAAGAGGCCGAAUUAAACGACAACAUCACCAUCUUCACGCGCAUCCUGGACGGACUGCUCGACGGCUAUGACAACAGACUCCGCCCUGGGCUGGGAGAAAAGGUGACAGAGAUCAAAACCAACAUCUUUGUCACGAGCUUCGGUCCGGUCUCUGACACUGAGAUGGAAUACACCAUCGACGUGUUCUUCCGUCAGAGCUGGAAGGAUGAGAGACUUCGCUUCAAAGGCCCGAUGCAGAUGCUCGCCUUGAAUAACCUCCUGGCCAGUAACAUCUGGACUCCGGACACCUUCUUCCUCAACGGGAAGAAAUCCAUCGCGCACAAUAUGACUACACCCAACAAGCUGCUGCGGCUGAAGGAUGACGGGACCCUGCUCUACACCAUGAGACUGACUAUAUCAGCGGAGUGCCCCAUGCAACUGGAGGAUUUCCCGAUGGACGCCCAUGCUUGCCCGCUUAAAUUCGGAAGCUAUGCGUAUCCGGUCUCGGAGGUGGUCUACACGUGGACUCAGGGAGCAGCCAAGUCUGUGGUGGUGGCGGAGGAAGGCUCCCGGCUCAACCAGUAUCACUUGAUUGGUCAGACGGCGGGCACGGAGGACAUCUACACCAGCCGAGGUCAAUACACCGUGAUGAUGGCUCACUUUUACCUGAAGAGGAAGAUCGGCUACUUCGUCAUCCAGACCUACAUGCCUUGCUUCAUGACUGUGAUCCUGUCACAGGUUUCCUUUUGGCUCAACCGCGAGUCUGUGCCAGCACGGACCGUCUUCGGCGUGACCACAGUGCUCACCAUGACCACUCUCAGCAUCAGCGCUCGAAACUCGCUGCCUAAAGUGGCUUACGCAACAGCCAUGGAUUGGUUCAUCGCAGUGUGCUACGCCUUUGUCUUCUCCGCCCUCAUUGAGUUCGCCACAGUUAACUACUUCACCAAGAGGAGCUGGGCCUGGGAUGGCAAAAAGGCGAUGGAGGCCCAACAGCCCAAGAAGAAGGACCCUUUGGCUCUGUCCAAAAAGCCAAACAACACGUGCUCGGCUGGUGUGAAUUACACAACCAACCUCACAAAGGAUGCGUCUAUCUCCACCAUUUCAAACAGCACGGCUGUACAGCUUAAACCCUCUGAAACCAAGGCACCAGACCCCAAAAAGACUUACAACAGCGUGAGCAAGAUUGACAAGAUGUCCAGGAUAGUGUUCCCAGUGCUGUUUGGCACCUUCAACCUGGUCUACUGGGCCACGUAUCUCAAUAGGGAACCAGUGAUCAAAGGAGCUGUGUAAGCUACACGAUCUUUCACCCUCCUGACAACCACUUCAGGAUUUCAUAACUGGAACGCAAUCAAAAUCAAUGCCAAGCACUUAGUCCUCGUAUCAUAGUUGAAGAAUGGGUUUUUUUAGGUCAUUGGAUAACAUUGCAUGCCUGUCGCUUCAGGAAAACAUUGCCAUGUUUGCCUUGAGUUUGUCCGUUUGUGUUAUACAACCUUUUCUUAAAGGUCCCAUAUUAUGCUUAAACUUUUAAUCUGUGUCUACUAGAAAAUAUUUACAUGCGUUAAUGUAAUGUUCAGCGUUCAGUGUUUGUUUUCGCUUACUGUCCAUCGCUGCAGCACCUUUAUUAACCGUCUGUUGAAAGCGCCUGUUUCUUUAAGACCACCCUCGUAAGCCCAGAUUGGUCAGCUCUCACAGGCCUGAGCAGACAAUGCCCACCAUGUUCCCACAUUAGCUCUGUGGGGUGUUUUUUGUAACCACGGUUGUGCCGGUGCCACUGACUGAUCAGUUGAGACAUCACACCUUUACAGAAGUCCUGAAGACUCAUUUAAAGGGACAGUUUCUGAAAAGAGAAUGUGAGCAUUUGAUGGGGUACUUAAAUAGUAUUUAUAUCGCACCUAGACCUUCAAGUUAAUAAAAAAAAAGACAGGAAAUAUAACUUUUAAUAUGGGACCUUUAAAGACAGUUUAAUUUAUCUCAUUUUAGAACUCCAGUCACUGAUCAGUUUCUGCCAACUUCUGAUAUUUUAAAAAAUUUAAGCAUUUGGCAUUAUAUAUAUUUUUCUUGAGUCUACGGUAGGUGAUGGUACAGCAAGGCCAAAUGCUAUGCAAAACAACAUUUUUACUGUGUUAUUACUCAAAAGCGGCUUUUACCUUUCUAACUCUUACUCUUACUUUGUACAAAUGGGCUGGAGGUCCAGGUUUUGCGCGGCUGGGCCCAGGCACAUGGGACUUUGCUUCCUUGUUACAAGCAGAUGAAUAGCCAUGCUAAAUGUGUUGCCUUCAGAGUGUGAUAACUCAUUAUGAAUGCACUGAAAUCUCCUGCAGUUACUUUUUCAGAAGCCAUUAAAUCAUCUCCUCCUUUCUUUUUGUUUUUUUUUUGUGCUUGUUUUCUGAAUGGCCAGUUGCCCCAUAUACUAAUUCUUCUGUUUUUUAAAUGGGGACAGAUUUAAAGCUUAAGUGAUAGUGGCAGCUUCUGUUUCCAGGUCACCAUGUCGAGAAUCCUGUAUGUAUGUAUGUAUGUAGUUUAAGGAAUAUGUAUAUAUGCCCUGCUUUUAGAAAAGCACCACUAAGCCGGUAUGGUUAGCUUCUAUGUUAUGCAUAUACAGCAACACAGUGUUACUCUAGUCUAGUGCUUCAUUGACCGGAUAUUGAGAAAUUAGCAAAAUAGCUUGAGCUUUAGCAAUUUUGACAGAACAUACAAUGCUCUCUUUAAAAAAACAAUUUUUUUUUAAAAAAUAUCAGUUUGUCGUUUCUAUUAGCUUUGAUGACUCCUUGCAAAUAUUCUUGAUAAAUAUUUGUAUGCUUUGAGUAGGAUCACUUAUUUUGUCAUAAUUUAGAGUAACUGCUGUACUGAAGACUUUGACUUGAGCUUAUCAGGCUAUCAGGCCACAAUGACUGGGUUAUUGUAUUUUGACCAUUCUUGACUACAUGAUGCGUUAUUUUUUAUAGUUUCAGGCAAAAAAAAACACAAGAUAAGCAUUAAUGUAAACUUGUCAGUAAUGUUGGAAUGUUAUUGUAAAGGGGUCGUUUGAAAUAAGGAUUCACUUUCUUGCAGGUAGUGAGUUGAGACGAUGGAAAACACUCAUGUCUGUCAGUGAAUUUGAAGCUUAGCUUAGCACAAAGUGGGGAAACUCUGUCAAUUUAGAAAAUGUACUUAUUUGCUUCUUUGACAAAUCUUAGAUUAGAUGAUUACAUGUCUGUUCAGUAAAUAUGGAGGUCCAGCCAGAGAGUUAGCUUAGCCUCUCAUGAAGACUGGAAUCAGGUACAAAGCUAGCCCAGGAAAGAAACGCACCUAUUAGCUCCUUAACUAAGGUUAAUUAGGUAGCUCAUAAACACCUUGUAUCUUGUUUAUAAAAUAGAUACACACAUUUAAUGAUGACAACAUUUCACUCCUACUUUUACAUUCAUAAGAGAAAAUGAUGAACCAACAGAGUGAAGGACAAAAUUUGAUUUAAAAAACACAGGGAAAAAGGUUGUAAAAAGACAAAAACAGGUAACAUGAGGAGAAACUUUCAACAUAAAACAGGAAAAAACUGAACUGUAACCCAACAUCAUGACAGUAAAUUGGCAAGUUUUGUCAUUUGUAUUGACAUUAUACUUCUGGAAAAAAAACAUUUCCUGAGCCAGGUGAGGGGAAGAGGAAGAGGAGACCAAAGGUAGCAAGCAAACUCCCACUACACUACCUUCCUUGAAAACAAACAUUUAUGUGGAACAUUUCGGUACAAGACCUUUGAUUGAUGAAGGUCUCGUACCGAAACGUAGAAAGUUAGACACCAGUGCAGGGGUUUACUUGAAACUCUAACUUGCCUUCAGCUGGUACAAUAGGCAGCUGAAUGUUACUGCACCUAGCCGCUGCUCCCAGUCUUCAUGCUAAGCUAGGCUAACUGUCUCAUGACAUCCGGCUUCAUAUUUAUGUGAGUAGCAUCGAUCUUCUCUCAGCAACGUAGCUAAUAAGGAUAUUCAAAGCAAGGUUGUUUUUAAAGUCACCUUAUGACACACAGAAAGUCCAUCUUUUUACCUGAUACUCACCGAAGACGGCUGCAUGCACGACACUCACCUCAGCAGAGUAAGUUCUUUGCGGUCUUCACAGAUCUCACAUGAAGGGACACGUAGAAUCUGAGCCUGUUGUGUGUUUGGGUGAAGGAAUUAAAAUAUGAAUGUGAUCUACUCAUGCCCUCUAUUGAAUACGUUCAUGGAGCACACCGGUUGUAUUGUAUUAUUACAUUUAAGUGAAUUUUAGCUACAGGCUGUUCUUUAAGUGCAAAUAUCUCAAGCAAUAAAUAAUGCUCGUAUGAAUAAUGACUUCUGUUGAUAGUAAUAUGUGAUCCUUUGACCUUUGACCUUCAUGUCUUUUUAUCCGAAAUUCGAUCAUUUUGGCAAUAGUCUUUUUCUAUAUAUGGCUGUACUCUGAUUCUUUUUAGCUCCCUCUUUGUAAGCACAGUGCUCUCUGACCAUGUUUAACGAAUUAUUCGAAUUUAAUUCAAAGGGGCUCUAUGUAGCUUUGGAGAAGAAAUUCAGACUCUUCUGUAAGACAGUAAAUAUUAAUCUCUUCUGUUGCAGAAUAAACAAACUGUUCAUGGAGGAAAAUAAGGUAGAAAGGAGGCAGGGUCCGCCAAAUAUUUUAAAAAAGCAGAAUAGUAUGAAGUUGUGUUGUCUUUUAUGGUCAGUUUGUUAAUUCAGCUUAUUCAGUCUUGAAAAAUGAAGAGUUUAUUUAUUUUGUUUCUGCAUAAACUUCUUAAAAAUUAUCUCUGAAAACUACAUAAUGCCCCUUUAAAACUGUCUUGUUUUUGUCUGUUUUGUUUUUUGUUUUUUUUUUGUAAAAAGACCUGUGCAGAUGAGGCCAUUACUGGGCCAGUAUUGAAACCAUUUUUUCUUUCUUAAUUGUUAUGCAGAUUUCAAAUAAAGCUUCACUGACUCCA
Messenger RNA from Acanthopagrus latus (yellowfin seabream), 5203 nucleotides. RefSeq names its product gamma-aminobutyric acid type A receptor subunit alpha5 (gene gabra5). Gene Ontology annotation, biological process: regulation of postsynaptic membrane potential; signal transduction; gamma-aminobutyric acid signaling pathway. Gene Ontology annotation, cellular component: postsynapse; synapse; neuron projection. The transcript has 10 exons. Bases 199 to 1578 code for a protein of 459 amino acids. Lineage: Eukaryota; Metazoa; Chordata; Actinopteri; Spariformes; Sparidae. Gene Ontology annotation, molecular function: benzodiazepine receptor activity; inhibitory extracellular ligand-gated monoatomic ion channel activity; transmitter-gated monoatomic ion channel activity involved in regulation of postsynaptic membrane potential. The record is from RefSeq and is a predicted model, not a curated record.